CAGAAACCAUUCUGGUUUGAAUUACACCCCCCACACACAACCCCCCUCUUUUUUCUUUUUAACAGGAAAACAGCUUCAAGGAUUGCGACCACAUCAUUUUUGUCCCCCUUGUUGGAUAUAUCCUAACGUCAAACGUGGGCAUACCUUUGCUGUACUCUCUUGUCUGCUAACUAGAGGGAACGCACUUGCUACUCCUGUGGUGGACAGGUUUGGUUGUUGGCGUGAUUGGCUUCCAGGGAACCUGAUACAGAGAGCAGCUGUGCGUUGCCUUCUCUGUCUUUGCCUGAGGAGUUGUGCUGAAUUCCUGAUAUUGAGACAGACCAUGUUGUUCCUGCUGCCGAUAUUGAACCUGAGCUUGCAACUUCAUCAUAUAGCAGCAUUAUUCACGGUGACGGCCCCUAAAGAAGUGUACACAGUAGACUUCGGCAGCAGUGUGAGCCUGGAGUGUGAUUUUGACCGCAGAGAAUGCACUGAACUGGAAGGGAUAAGAGCCAGUUUGCAGAAGGUAGAAAACGAGACUUCUUCGCAAAGUGAAAGAGCUAUCCUGCUGGAGGAGCAGCUGCCCCUGGGAAAGGCUUUGUUCCACAUCCCCAGUGUCCAAGUGAUAGACUCGGGGCAGUACCGUUGCCUGGUCAUCUGCAGAGCCGCCUGGGACUACAAGUACCUGACACUGAAAGUCAAAGCUUCUUAUAUGAGGAUAGACACUGGGAUCCUAGAGAUUCCAGGGACAGAGGAGGUAGAGUUCACCUGCCAGGCUAGAGGUUACCCCCUAGCAGAAGUGUCCUGGCAAAAUGUCAGUGUUCCUGCCAACACCAGCCACAUCAGGACCCCUGAAGGCCUCUACCAGGUCACCAGUGUUCUGCGCCUCAAGCCUUGGCCUCACAGAAACUACAGCUGCGUGUUCUGGAAUGCUCACACGAAGGAACUUACUUCAGCCACCAUUGACCUUCUGAGUUGGAUGGAACCCAAAGUCCCCAGAACAUGGCCACUUCAUGUUUUCAUCCCAGCCUGCACCAUUGCUUUAAUCUUCCUAGCCAUAGUGAUAGUCCAGAGAAAGAGGAUCUGGGGAUACCUGGAUUCUAGAAAAAGAUCUGAACCUGUGGUCUUGGGAGUUGGGAUGAUCUGAUGGGAAAUCCUCAAGAGGCUUCUGGACUCAAAGUGAGAAAGAAUCUAGCAGAACCUGCCAUUUGCACUUUUUGAAUGCUUUGGAUAAUGGCCCAGUGCUCUGAUCAGGAGCUUGCAGGACUGACAGCCUCCCCUUCUGUCUCAAGUCUCGCUGAACAAGCACACCCACAAAGGCACUUUAGAUUCACCCCUGGGAACCCUGGACCACAGUGAGGGCCUGAGGCCCCUCCUGGCUUCCAGGGUGAAAACAAAAGGAAUCGUUCCCUGCCCCCC
Mastomys coucha (southern multimammate mouse) is the source of this 1398-nucleotide messenger RNA. RefSeq names its product programmed cell death 1 ligand 2 (gene Pdcd1lg2). Gene Ontology annotation, biological process: immune response; cell surface receptor signaling pathway; negative regulation of T cell proliferation. The record is from RefSeq and is a predicted model, not a curated record. Lineage: Eukaryota; Metazoa; Chordata; Mammalia; Rodentia; Muridae. Gene Ontology annotation, cellular component: external side of plasma membrane. The coding region runs from base 323 to 1126 and encodes 267 amino acids. The transcript has 6 exons.